Messenger RNA from Dalotia coriaria, 667 nucleotides. Its product is annotated as mitochondrial import inner membrane translocase subunit TIM16-like. Gene Ontology annotation, biological process: protein import into mitochondrial matrix. The record is from RefSeq and is a predicted model, not a curated record. NCBI's taxonomy places the organism in Eukaryota, Metazoa, Arthropoda, Insecta, Coleoptera, Staphylinidae. The transcript has a single exon. The coding region runs from base 145 to 561 and encodes 138 amino acids. Gene Ontology annotation, cellular component: TIM23 mitochondrial import inner membrane translocase complex.
CGCAGUAUGAAGCUGAAGGUCAUGUCAGCGCGUGUUAAAUCUGUCAGAAAGACACAUAACCCUCAAAAAUACCGAAUGAUUUCGGCAUCUUCCAAAGAUACAUAUUUGUAUAAUUUUAGUGUAUAUUAUACUAUAGAUUAACAAAUGGCUAAGUUUAUAGCGCAGUUGAUCGUCGCCGGUUCACAAAUCGUGGGCAGGGCGUUUGCCAGAGCGCUCAAACAAGAAAUAGAAGCGUCACAGGAAGCUGCACGACGUUUAGGACAAACGAAUACUCGUGCGGAGCGCGUGGCCAACAAUAAAGUCGGAUUGUCGCUGGAUGAAGCCAAACAGAUCCUCAACGUCUCUCAGUUGGACCCAGAAGAAAUCGAGAAGCAGUAUAAGCAUCUGUUUGCUGUGAAUGAGAAGACAAGAGGAGGCACAAUUUAUAUUCAAUCGAAGGUAGUGAGAGCCAAAGAGAGGAUUGAUCUUGAACUGCAGAAUCUGGCACAGAGCAUGGGUCAAGAUCAAAGUGCAUCUGCUGACAAAGGGAAAGAUGAGCAUAUGAAACAAGACAAGACAUAAUGAGAGAAUUAAGAUAGGUAGCAUCAAAUUUUAGUGUUUAAUUAUUACAAUUACUAUUAAACUGAUGUAAAAUGUAUAUAUUAUUAAUAAAAAAGAAUAAAUAGAA